AUGGCAGCCGAGCGCGCGGUGGUGCCCUGGUACCAUCAGGAGAUGCAAAUGACGCCCUUCGAGCAGUUCUGCAAGGCCAACAUCUACCCCUUGUGGUUUAAGUAUGUCAAGGGACCCUUCGAGCGCUACCAGUAUGAGCACAUGAUCGCUGAGUUGCGUGGCCAUGGAUUGAUGCUGGAUGACCAGCUCAACGACAAGGAGCCCGUCAUCGAGCGAGCUCUGGAGCUGCUUCCACACGACCUUAUCGUGGGCCGCUACCGUCGUUUGAUGAGGGCACAGGAGAUGAUGGCGAAGAAGUUGCACUUGCCCUUGGCUGAGCAGAACUAUGAUCCAAUGAUCCCAUACAUGGCACCUUCCAUUGAAGAGGCCAAGUUCCAGCUGCAAGAAGAGCAAGAACUUCUGCAGUUCCACCCUUGGGAUCGGCGUUUGUUCUCCGGACAUACCACUGGCUUGGGUGAAUCUACACCCUACUCCACCUUCAUGACUUGGUGA
Cladocopium goreaui is the source of this 492-nucleotide messenger RNA. Lineage: Eukaryota; Dinophyceae; Suessiales; Symbiodiniaceae. The record is from the annotation of a GenBank genome assembly.